AUGCAUCACAAGAAAUCCGAGGUUCAGAUCGGGAAAGAUAGCAGUGGUGUCUCUUCCGAUUUCAAUCCUACUCCCACCAUUCCCAAUCAAUGGCCUCAUAAGCUCUCCAUUUUCAAGCUACAUUCAUCGCCGUCGCUGUGUUCACCGAUUUCUUUGUUGUCGAUUCAGUCGCCUGAUGGUAACCAUGAUUACAGCAAUGAUGUUACGACGACAAGUAGUAGCCCUGAUCAUGAGCAUCAGAUUGUGAUCGAUGAUGGUAAUUUUGAUUCAGUUGCUGUGCCGACGCCUCGAUCAACGCCUCAUAAACGACCUGUUUUCUCCCAAACGAAUUCCCUCACGAAAUCACCUACUCUGUCGAAUUCUCUUCAGGACUACUCGUUUUCGUCGAAGAAUCCUUACUCUAAGCGGUUUUGGAACACGAAGACCACCGCCAUCCACCUCCUCAACCGUCUCCGCCACCUCCGCCGCCUUCGGACUCACCUUAGGUUAAUCCUCUUACUAUCUCUCCCGUUUUUCUACUUCUUAGUAUCCCACCCUAGUCAUUCAUUCUUCCUCGAUUUCCUUUCGGCGUUUGCCUUCUCAGCUGCCUUAUUAUUCUCCCUCAAUCUUGCCCUCCCUCGCCUCCCUUCAAUCCGAUUGUUUCUUGCCAGAUCUUUCCCAAUCAAGCUGUCAUUGUCAGACAAGGUCUCCAGACCGCCAUUGCCGGUGUUCUGGUCAAUUGGUUCCCGACCAAAAAGCGAUCACAAGUGGAAUUCAGGGUGUUGGGUGCAGGCAUACAACAAUGGGGACGUGUAUGAGGGUGAAUUUCACAAAGGUAAGUGUUCUGGUUGUGGGGUUUACUACUAUUACAUGAGUGGGAGAUAUGAAGGGGAUUGGGUCGAUGGGAAGUAUGAUGGUUAUGGGGUGGAAACAUGGGCAAGGGGAAGCCGGUAUCGUGGGCAGUAUCGGCAAGGGUUGAGACAUGGAUUUGGUGUGUAUAGAUUCUAUACCGGUGACGUAUAUGCCGGCGAAUGGUCAAAUGGGCAGAGCCAUGGAUGUGGGGUCCAUACUUGCGAAGAUGGCAGUCGGUAUGUUGGAGAAUUCAAGUGGGGUGUUAAACAUGGUCUUGGCCACUACCGUUUCAGGAAUGGGGACACAUAUGCUGGAGAGUAUUUUGCAGACAAGAUGCACGGAUUUGGAGUUUACAGUUUUGCAAACGAGGCACGACGAGCAGCAGAGAAAGCAUAUGAUUUAGCCAAAGUGGACGAGAGGGUGAACAAGGCGGUGGCAGCCGCCAACAGAUCGGCCAAUGCUGCCAGAGUUGGCGCGGUGAAGGCUGUGCAGAAACAACUGCCCAACAGGAGCAACUGUGAUAACCAUUCUAACAUCUAUCAUCUAUCAAACUGAACCGUUUUGAGGAACCCAAUUGACACAUUUUGCUUGCAUUUUUACAUGUCCUUAGAGAGAGAGAGAGAGAGAGCAGGCAGCUUAUUGAUACAUAGUUUUUUUUUUGUUUAGUUUGGUAGAUGAGUGCUAGC
Messenger RNA from Cynara cardunculus var. scolymus (artichoke), 1517 nucleotides. RefSeq names its product alsin homolog. The transcript has 3 exons. The record is from RefSeq and is a predicted model, not a curated record. NCBI's taxonomy places the organism in Eukaryota, Viridiplantae, Streptophyta, Magnoliopsida, Asterales, Asteraceae. Bases 1 to 1386 code for a protein of 461 amino acids.